GAUUAUUUUAGUGCAAAUGUAACAUAUUUUUCAUAUAAACAUAAAUCUGAAAUUUGUUUUAUUUGUAAUUAUAUUGUAUUACAACAAAAAUAUGACUGAAUUUAAAUCAAAGCAAUCACGACGUGAGCCAAAGAUAUGCGGCGUUUGCGGCCAUAAGGCUAUUGGCAUGUGUCCGAUCAACGAGGAAUUCAUACUGAAUGACGAGGAAAGACACUUUCGGCGCUUGAAAUUAGAGGCCAAACGCCGACAACGAAAGGGUAGCGGCGAAACCUCUGCCACACCGGCGACACCCCAUCCGUCGUCGGGCACCGCCUCUCCCGACGAGACGAUGACAUCGUUUUACUCGCAAUACAGCGAAACGAUCAGCGAUUCAAGCGAUAUGUUUGCCGUAAACACAGGCGUCGACACAAACAAUGAGUACUCGUUGUUAAGUGUUUGCACAGCGGAUGCGACACCCCUUCCCUCCAUCAGCCCUAUAACCAACACAACAGCCAAUCUAUUGGACACCGACUUUUUCGCCUACGAUAACUAUGGCGAACAAUUGGUGCCAAUCGGUGACGAUCACCAACUUCUGGAGAUCGGAACCAUUGAUCGCAACAAUAAUAACAACCACUCGUUCACCGCCGCCGACGACACCGACAUUGCGGACGACGUGUACGAAAAGGUCGUACAGUUUGAGCUGUCAAUCAUACCGAUAGCUACGGACAGCUCAGCCGAAAGCACACCAUUUAACGACUCGGAGCGCAAAGUGCUCCGGGAAUUGCUGAACGCCGUCCACAACAGUCUCAUAGACUGUCCGAAGACAUCGUCGGUCACAGAGAUUGUCACACUUCACGAGUUGAGACAAACAAUGGGCUAUAUUUGGGAGCGAGAGAUACAAAUGAUUGUCGCUUUUAUGAAGAGUUUGCAAUCGUUUCAACGCCUGUGCGAAACCGAUCGCAUCGCUCUCCUCAAGAACAGCUCGUUUGAAGUCUUGUAUUUGUUGUCUAUUAUGCGAUAUAAUCCGGCGGCUGAUUGUCUCACUUUGCCCAUGGUCAGUUAA
This is a messenger RNA of Medioppia subpectinata, 1042 nucleotides long. The record is from the annotation of a GenBank genome assembly. Lineage: Eukaryota; Metazoa; Arthropoda; Arachnida; Sarcoptiformes; Oppiidae.